This is a messenger RNA of Dunckerocampus dactyliophorus (ringed pipefish), 2083 nucleotides long. Its product is annotated as Ig-like V-type domain-containing protein FAM187A. NCBI's taxonomy places the organism in Eukaryota, Metazoa, Chordata, Actinopteri, Syngnathiformes, Syngnathidae. The record is from RefSeq and is a predicted model, not a curated record. The transcript has 7 exons. The coding region runs from base 659 to 1897 and encodes 412 amino acids.
UAAAGCCUUAGCUGAGGCGAGUUUAUUCAAAAAUAACCAAAACUUUGCGGGGGUUGGUGUGACCCCGUCCGCUGAUGCGAGUCCUUAUUAGUGUUUUUCAAACAAUUUUGAUUCCUGUUAUUGAAGUCACAAUUCAAUUGACGGAGGUUGCAUCAUUAAAGGACUUCCAUCACGCGUUCCAGCACGCACCCGAAAGCUCGUUGUGCGUUGACUACUUCUCUUUGUGACUAUUUUAAAAGCGAAUCGACGGCAAUUAAAUAGUGUUUUUUUCCAGUGUCGUACCAAAAGCGGAACAGGUGAAUUUUAACAAGAAGCCGGUAGUUUCCGCCCGCGCGGUGCGCCUCCUCACCCAAGCGAACACCAUAAGUGUAUGACGUUGCGUUUGAGGCUACCGGGGAGUCGGACAUACCAUACGUGCUGCUAGCAUUGUGAAUAUGUUUGUUUACGUGUGGAUGUGAGCAGUUGCGAAACAAAAGUAAUCAAAUUUGACUGUUUUGAUAUUAUUUUAUACAUGUCGGGAGGAUUAUAGUUACAAGUUGCCAUGGAAAACAGAAAGGUCUCUUAUGAUAAAUGCAAUACAAUACAAAUACAAUGUAAAGCUCUCCAAAAAGGCGAUGAGGCCUUCACGAUGAUGUGUUAGGUUAGUGAGGCCCGGUGGAUGUUUAUCUUCUUAAUCCUCAUCCUCCUCUCCACCGAGGCUUGGAGCUUGGAGCUUCCAGCGGGCAAGCAGGAUGUGUUUGCAAGAAAAGCCUGUCCCGCCUUCCUGACCUUCUUCAACGUUGCCUACAUGGCUGGGGUCACGGUGGAGCUGCCCUGCCACUGCAAGCCCCAACAGGUCCAGUCCGUAGUAUGGUUCUUCAGGAAGCACGGGUCCAACUCCGAGGAGACCAGAGCCCUGACGGAUCACCAUGGCAACAAGCUGCUGGACUCCAGUCGAAUCCCCCACGGCGCCGACCUGCGGAGUCGCUUCUUCAUCCGUCUCUUCAGCCUGCUCAUCUUCCGAGCCGGCGUGGACGACUCGGGCAUCUACAUCUGCGGCUCGGCGCACGGCGACUACUUCUACGCCUACGACCUCGACAUCCAGGAGGUGCAGGAGCCGGGUUUCGCUGCUGAAAGUAAGACCAUCCGCAUGACAGAAGGACGAGGACCAAGAUCCGGUCAGCUGCUCUACCAAGUCUUCACUGCCUUUCAUCCGUGGUCGCGCUGCGAUCGCUGCGGCGUACCGGGCGAGCAGGUCCGUGUGGGACUCUGCUACGUCCACUCCCGCUUCCUGCACGUGCGCUACCGGCGGGCCAAUGCGACUGUGGCAUCCUGCGGGUCGGGGGCGGUGCCCGAGGCUUUCAGCCGUCUGAAGCGCAGCAGGCACGGGGCCAGGUUGGAGGUCCGGAGCUGCCAUGAGACUUGUCCACAUGUAGAAGCUCCUCCCCCUUCCAAGCCGGACAAGUUUAUGGUGUUUUCAGGAAGCAGGACCACGCAGACUGAGGUGAAGGUUUCCUACCUGAACCACCCGGCAGACCACAUCCUGACCCUCGGCUGUCCCGACGCCAAGCCGGGCAUGGCUGUGGCGUGGGACAGAGGAUCCGAGCCCAUUUACCGGUUGCAGAGCUCGGCGGAUUCAAGGAUUCACAUCGAUGCUGGACAUCAUCUGGUCUUCAACCCUGCCACAUAUCAGGACUCGGCCGUCUACUACUGCUGGCUUCAGGGGCACCGGGUGGCUGAGAUACACUUGCUGGUCUACGCCAGUUUGGGGACUAGCCAUUCCAUCACGACACUUGCCGACUUGUCUGCAGCCGUGAUGAUGGUUUUAAGAUGCUACGGCAUCAUGACGGCCGUGUUCUGCCUGCUGCUCAUCAUCAGGGUGGGCGUGAGAUUGCGACGGGACCAACACAUGGACUGAACUCAGUGGCUGUAAUCCAGAAGCAAAAAGCAGCUGCCAUCCCAUAAAGUGCUCUGAUGGUUACUGGACUGGAUUCAGCGUCCGUAAAGGUCUUGUUUUCGUCCUGUAAGCCUCAGGAUCUUUGAUGGGCAUCACUGUCUCAAUGCGUCAAGCAUGCCAACAACAGCGAGCCUUUUUGCCUUUGCC